GUUUGUCCUCAUGUGAAAACUUUCAUUGUGUAGUACGCAGCCCGUAAUGUCCUCGAAAUCAUAGGUUCGCUCUCCACUUCAACGGUCCCAUUUCGUCCAGACGGUGAUGUUGUUAAUACUCCCGUGUGCGUAAUCAAUGUCGUCUGGUACCGCGACCCUUUCCUGGUAUGUUAAUAAUGACGGAACCGAGGUUCACCAAUGCGUAUAAAAAGGAUUGGCCUGCAAAGUGCUGUUCCUUAGUGUAAUUUUUUUAAUUUUCUUGGUUCAUCUUUUGCAUACUCGAAAAAAUGCACUCGUGGCGCCGAAUUCUCUCGAUCUUGGCCCUCCUGUCAUCUGCAGUCGCUGUGCCAACUUCUUCAUCAGUGGUAUCAGCUCCGGCAGCUAGUCCAACUGUUCCUUAUGCCAGUGAUGACCCCAACUAUCCACUGUGGAAUGAAGACGAAGAUAUCAUCCCUGAGCCUAUCCGUGGCACACUUGGGGCUUCCAUCCUUGGACCUCAAAAUAUUCCGCUGGAGUUGCAAAACACCGACAACUUAGCUCCUCCUACCACCGACAGUGGCUCUGUGCCAAACUUCAAGUGGCCCUUUACCUUAAGUCACAACCGCCUUCAGACUGGUGGUUGGGCAAGGCAGCAGAACAUAAAUGAUAUGAGUAUCGCCACUGAUUUGGCAGGAGUCGAUAUGCGCCUGGAAGCAGGUGCCAUCCGUGAGAUGCACUGGCACAAUGAUGGCGAGUGGGCAUAUAUCAUUUCCGGCGAUCUUCGUGUCAGCACUGUGACUCCAGAAGGUCAAGUUUACGUCGGUGAUGUUUCACAAGGAGAUCUAUGGUACUUCCCUGCAGGUUAUCCCCACAGUAUUCAGGCCAAAAACACCACAGCUGCUGGUGCAGAGUUUUUGUUGGUCUUCGACUCCGGCUCGUUCAGUGAAGAUUCCACUUUCCUUCUUACGGACUGGCUGGCCCAUGUACCCAAAGAAGUUAUCGCAAAGAACUUCCAGGUAAAUAUUUCAGCAUUCGACGAGAUCCCAGCUACCGAAUUAUACAUCUUCCCGUCUACACCUCCUCCGGAAAACAUUGAGUCGGACAUGGUAAUUCCGAACGACACCCCGAUGCCCUACACAUUCGCCAUGUCGCAGGUGAACGCAACGCCGGCACCUGGAGGUUCAUACAAGGUCGUAGACACGCGUUCCUUCCCUGCGGCUACCACGAUUUGUAGUGCUGAAGUAACUGUCGAGGUGGGCGGUAUGAGGGAGCUUCACUGGCACCCCACGGAACCUGAGUGGACUUUCUUCAUUUCGGGCCAGGCUCGCAUGACCGUUUACGCAUCCUCUUCUCAAGCAAACACAAUCGACUUCCAAGCUGGCGAUAUCGCAUAUGUCCCGCCAUCGUAUGGCCAUUACGUUGAGAAUACUGGCAAUUCCACUCUAGUGUUUCUAGAAAUCUUCAAAUCAGGAUUGUUCCAGGAUAUUUCUCUCACUCAGUGGCUCGCACUGACGCCACACGAGCUUGUCAAAGCACAUCUCGGUCUUUCUGACGCUGUCAUUGACAGCUUUUCAAGGGUCAAACAGGAGGUCGUCGGUCCCACAUAUUAAUCAACUUCGGCGCUCUGGACUUAUUUAUCGGAACGAUAACACAAAUAAUUUGUCACGUACUUGUACGAGUUUUUGAGCGUUAGCACGACCUGUGAAUUUUGUGAUCGUACUGAAGAUUUUUUAUUCCUUAUCAUUUAGAAUUUGUGAUCCUUAUUAUGAUCAUGUUAUUUUGACUUUCAAGUCAUACUUGUAGCCAAUAUCAAGUUGACUGAUUCCCAGAUUCCUUGAAACCUUGGUGUGAUCAGUCUAGGUCGGAAUUGAGCUCCGAGGUUUGUUUGUUCAGUUAUGUAACUUGAUA
This is a messenger RNA of Suillus bovinus, 1887 nucleotides long. Its product is annotated as putative oxalate decarboxylase/oxidase. The transcript is spliced from 14 exons. NCBI's taxonomy places the organism in Eukaryota, Fungi, Basidiomycota, Agaricomycetes, Boletales, Suillaceae. The record is from RefSeq and is a predicted model, not a curated record. The coding region runs from base 288 to 1589 and encodes 433 amino acids. Gene Ontology annotation, biological process: oxalate metabolic process.